UAACAGGCGAGUGGUCCCGUUUCCUAGUGACGAUGUAAAAAUUCCUCUUGCGAUAGCGAUGGCGAUUCAAGGGUAUAGAGCGCGAACCUAUAGCCUUGCCAAUCCUGCGCCGGCGGUGCAACAACAAUUGGAGCCAUUACAAACACAGACGCAACAGGAGCAAGCUGGACAGACUGCACAGGGAUUAGUCACAGUACAGGCACCUGCUAUUCAAUUACACCCCUACGUGACCGGUGCCACAGUUCAGAAUGCGGAUCAGCAACUUCAAAUGGCUCACCAGCAAGCUGCCCAGCAGCAGGCACUAGUGCAGCAGCAGCAGCAGCAGGCAAUAGUCGCGCAGCAGCAAGUACAAGCAACUGCAGCUCAACAGCACGCAGCUGCAGCACAACACCUUGCAGCUCAACAGCAGGCGACCGCCCAGCAGCAAGCAGCUCAGCAACUCGCGAUGCAACAGCACGCAGCUGCAGCUCAACAGCUUUCAGCUCAACAGUACGCAGCGGCGGCUCAACAGCAGGCGGCUCAACAGCACGCAGCUGCAGCACAACAGCUUGCAGCUCAGCAGCACGCAGCUGCAGCUCAGCAGCACGCUGCUGCAGCACAACAGCUUGCAGCUCAGCAGCACGCAGCGGCGGCUCAACAGCAGGCGGCGGCUCAACAGCACGCAGCUGCAGCACAACAGCACGCAGCUGCAGCACAACAGCUUUCAGUUCAACAGCACGCAGCUGCAGCACAACAGCUUCCAGCACAACAGCUUCCAGCACAACAGCUUCCAGCACAACAGCUUCCAGCACAACAGCUUCCAGCACAACAGCUUCCAGCACAACAGCUUCCAGCACAACAGCUUCCAGCACAACAGCUUCCAGCACAACAGCUUCCAGCACAACAGCUUGCAGCACAACAGCUUGCAGCUCAACAGCACGCAGCUGCAGCACAACAGCUUGCAGCUCAACAGCACGCAGCUGCAGCACAACAGCUUGCAGCUCAGCAGCAGGCGACCGCCCAACAGCAAGCAGCUCAGCAACUCGCGAUGCAACAGCACGCAGCUGCAGCUCAACAGCAGGUGGCUCAGCAGCAUGCAGCGGCGGCUCAACAGCAGGCGGCUCAACAGCACGCAGCUGCAGCUCAACAGCAGUUCCUUCAACAGCAGAGUCAGCAACAACAAGUAGAAUCUCAAUCUUCUCAGCAAGGCAGGUUUCUCAUGAGUGUCAGGUACGAUGACGUUAAGCCUCCCACGAGCGCGACUCCCACCCCGCAGGGGCCGGGCGUAGUGCGUCUGGCACCGGCCAUGAGCUCUGGCGCCGCUUCCUCUAGCCAUCAACCAGUAGUGCCGCAACAUGAUCCGAUGCCUACCAUAGCACCGCAACACGAUCCGUCACCUCCUUUUAUAAAUUGUGUGGCUGUACUAAGGGGAACACCAGUACACGAUCCGCCACCUCCCGUUGGAAAUUGUGUGGCUGUAAAUCCAUCAGCGUCAGCAGCUGCUACAGGGCCAGGGGCUUCAUCUUCUGUUCUGGCACAAGAUGUUACUGCAGGAGCUCAACAUGUACAUGCGCCAGCUCCUCGUGCUACAUUGAACCAUGCUAAAAUGCCCUCAUCCUCUUCAGAUGGAGUCAGUGGAACUUCGGUUACAACUGCAGCACCCCAGCUAGCACCAAGUCAUGACAACAGUAUGGCGUCUAUUUCGUCUGCAGGUGAAGGAAACCCUGAGGGCUUCUAUCAUCAACAUGAACUACCUGAUCCUAGUACAAGCCCAACAAGCUGGACCAUGGGAGAAACUGGGGAUGCAAGUGCUAUGGCUUGGAUGAACAUGGUAGGAGGCGCAGUAGAUCCAAGUACAACUAUCUCUUGGAUGAACAUGGUAGGACAGGAACAGGAUCAGAGUACCGGAGAUGGUAUGGGAGAUCCGAACUGGAUGGGAGCUGCAGUGUCCGAACAUGGAGAUCAAGACGGAGCACCAGUUCAAACAGGAGCGGUGUCCGAACAUGGAGAUCAAGACGGAGCACCAGUUCAAACAGGAGCAGUGUCCGAACAUGGAGAUGAAAACUUUCAGUUGUUUCCAGAAGAAACCUUCCACUCUGAUGAGGAUCAGGAGAUGCAAGACGCACAUCAAAUGCAGCAGCCUCUCUCACCUACAUCAAGGGGACUAGAGCUGUUGGCGACAACAGCACCGGCGACCGUGGAACUAUUGAGAGCAGGUGCAAAUGACCCAGAGGCCUUCCCUGAUCCGAAGUAA
Messenger RNA from Amoebophrya sp. A25, 2233 nucleotides. Lineage: Eukaryota; Dinophyceae; Syndiniales; Amoebophryaceae. The record is from the annotation of a GenBank genome assembly.